AUGAGUAACGAUAAGCCCACCGUCGAGAACAUCGACGACAUCAACGCCAAGAUGGCGCAAAGGUCCUCGUACGACGCGAAGCUUGACCCGGAAAAGCACACCGAGCAGUCUCUUGCGUACGACCCGACCGUAGAGAGAAAGCUUAGGCUAAAGAUCGAUCUCAUGAUUGUGCCAACGGUCGCUCUGCUUUACCUCUUCUGCUUCAUUGACAGAGCCAACAUUGGCAACGCUCGCAUUGCAGGUCUCGAGAAGGACCUCGGCAUGGCAGGCUACGACUACAAUGGAACACUCAGUGUCUUCUACAUCAGCUACAUUCUAUUCGAAAUUCCCGCCAACAUCCUCUGCAAGGUCAUGGGGCCCGGAUGGUUCCUCCCUCUUACCACCUUGCUCUUUGGCAUCUGCUCAGUCGGCACUGCUUUCGUCCACACCGUCCCACAGCUCAUGGCAGUCCGAUUCCUUCUCGGCAUCUUUGAGGCUGGAAUGUUGCCAGGCAUUGCCUAUUACCUGUCCCGCUGGUACCGACGAUCCGAACUCGCCUUCCGCCUCAGCUUGUACAUUGUCAUGUCGCCUUUGGCUGGAGCUUUCGGUGGUCUCUUGGCCUCUGCCAUUCUUCGCCUCGAUGGAUUCGGAAGCAUCCAUACAUGGCGCAUGAUCUUUGCCAUCGAAGGAAUCAUCACAAUUGGGCUGGCGCUCAUCGGCUUCAUUACCCUUACCGACCGCCCCGCCUCUGCUCGCUGGCUCACAGAGGCCGAAAAGGAUCUCGCCGAGACCCGUGUUCGCUCUGAGCGUGUUGGUCAGACUCAAGUCCUCGACAAGAUGGACACCAAGAAGCUCCGUCGGGGAAUUUUCGCACCUGUUACGUUGGCAACAUCGUUUGUCUUCCUGUUGAACAACGUCACUGUGCAAGGCCUCGCUUUCUUCCUGCCAACGAUCGUCAGGGGUAUCUACCCCACGGCGACUGUUCAGCGCCAACAACUCUUCACCGUCCCUCCCUACGUUGUUGGAGCCUUCUUCACCGUCCUGCUGCCACUGCUCAGCUGGCGCCUCGAUCGCCGACAGAUCUUCUUCAUGAUGUCUGCACCGCUAGCAAUGAUUGGUUAUAUCAUGUUCCUGGCUUCAAAGGACCUCUCAGUGCGCUACGGUGCCACUUUCCUCAUCACGUCAGCUGUAUUCGCUCUCGGCGCCCUCACAAACGCUCAGGUCGCCGCGAAUGUCGUGUCCGACACGGCACGUAGCGCAGCGAUUGGAACAAACGUUAUGUUUGGCAACGUGGGAGGCCUCAUUUCAACUUGGGCUUUCUUGCCAUGGGACGCACCCAACUACCCAAUCGGCAACGGAUUGAACCUGGCGACCUGCAGCAUGAUUCUGAUUACCUCGACUCUCACGUUGUUCUGGAUGAAGCGAGACAACCGUAGACGUGAGGCCCGAAACGUCGAGGCCGAGUUGCAGGGCUUAUCGAGACAAGAAGAGAGUGAUUUGGAUUGGAAGCACCCUGCUUUCAGCCAUACGAUGCGACAAACUCAUUCUUCAUACGGCCAGUUGGCUCUAUGGGGCACGCUCCUCACAGACACGCCACUCGUAUUUCCAGAAAGCGAAUUCACCAUGUCUUUGUUUGUCUCAUCCACCGAUAUUCAAAACAAAGAUUUCCAACGCGACCCUACUUUCAAAAGUCGGCAGACACGGUUGCCUGUGCUAGGUCCCUCCAUUGAGAUGAUGCUGCCUCAUUUGGGGGUGGGGGGGUUCCUUCUGAUUCUCUUUCUCUUCCUCUUUUUCUCGCCCUCCUCACCUUUUCAACGUCAUCAACUGGAGCUUGCCUUGGCUACUCCCAACGGAACAGAGCCACCCGAUUUCGGCAGAGAAGAACUCGAAUCGCGGUUCAAUUCAGUCAUGACGCUGUUCCUCUCUGAAGCUCCACGCUCUCACGUGGAGAAGGCUGCUGCGGCGCUGCUCCUGGAACCCAGACUGGAUUCUAGAAAACAAUCCGUCCUACAUUCUUUGCUUAUUGAUAGCCCGGAAGGCUACGUUGAGCAUGCGGAAGAAGCGCUUCGGCAUGCCAACCUAGUCAUGCUCGCGAUGUCGAUCCUCCACCCUGGCAUGUCGGAUGAUGCGCAGCCACUGAUCACCAUAUUGGAGAUGUCCCUGGAGAAAGCGCGUCGCUGCAAGGCCAUCAUUGACCGCGCGGUAAAGGAGAAAGUGGUCGACACAGAAGUCAUGAUGGAUCUCCUCGCCCAUGAGGGUGAACUGCAGCUCUUCCUCAAGCGAUACAUCGCUGCCAUGGACGCCGCUCGUGGACCUCCCCGAACCGCGCCCAAGGAUGACGUCUCUCUCGAUGGAGCGCCUGCUUAUGAUCCCGAGACGAGCUUGCUGCUCAGCCGUCUCUCGGCUCGUCUGCGAUUCGCCAAAGAAGCUACGGAACCCGCUUCCGAGGAUCCUGACCCAGAGGAUGCUGCUACUCCCGAGAACACUACCUCCAAAGUCCAAGAGACCAGCGGCAAUAUUCCUGAUGCGGCGAUCAAGCCAGAGCUUAUCUAA
This is a messenger RNA of Colletotrichum lupini, 2532 nucleotides long. Its product is annotated as major facilitator superfamily transporter. NCBI's taxonomy places the organism in Eukaryota, Fungi, Ascomycota, Sordariomycetes, Glomerellales, Glomerellaceae. The coding region runs from base 1 to 2532 and encodes 843 amino acids. Gene Ontology annotation, cellular component: membrane. The record is from RefSeq and is a predicted model, not a curated record. The transcript has 9 exons. Gene Ontology annotation, molecular function: transmembrane transporter activity. Gene Ontology annotation, biological process: transmembrane transport.